UUUGAAAAAUUUCGUUAGAGAAAACAACAAGCAUCAUGUGAAUUUCAACUUUUCAUGUGAUAUACAAAAUAGCCAGUUAAAUACAAUUAGUUGGAAUAUUUUUAUUAUCGUUGCUGUAUUUAAACAAAAGUCCCGCGCUUUUCAACAUACUCGAAAUUUGUUUGGUUACAAGUGUUUAUUGUUAAAUAUUGUUUUAGUUAAUUGUUCAUAUGGACAAAAACAUCAGGAACAGAAACAUGGGGAGUUCCAGAGAUCAGGACUCAUUGGGCAUAUUGAAUAUGGAAAAUCUUAAAGUAUUUGGAGACAUUUCCGAGUGUUCCUUUGCGAAUGUCAAUGAAAAACUAAGGGCAGAGCGUCACAAGGCUCUCGCGAUGCUGGAUAAGCCGCGUUUACCCACAUCUUCCAUAAGCACAAAUGUAUCCGAUCUAAUCAGUGAUAAAACAAUUGAUAUAAAUACCACCGGCAGCACCUUGAAUUUGGGCAAAACUUCGCUGAACCGGCCAAAGAAGCCACUAAGGAAUAAGGCCAUCUCGGUUUCUGAUAUAUUAAAAACAUCAUUUGCGGCGAAGGCCCGCCAGCUGGAGAAGAAACUACCAACCAAUUCAGUUUCCAUUUUAAAGGACUCCAUAAGCCGCUGCUCCAGUUUAAAUGGCGGAGAGGGCUUCUCAUUUGGUUCCACAACUGAACAGAAUUGUGAUGAGACUUUUGCUCCCGCUGAACUGAUGCAAUCAAAGUUGAUAGCAGGCGAAAUCUCAUGGGCCCAGCAAUAUACGGCCAUGCCCACAGCUGUGCUAAGCAGGCCAGCUCUUGAAAAGAUACGAGCUCCACUCGGUACCAGUGACAUAGAGAAUUCCAGAGCCAAUUCUACUUUGGCUAAAGAUCAGGAUUUCUCAAUGGGUGCCUAUUUUCAAACUCGCUCCGACAACAUAUGCAACAUUGUGGGUUCAGCAAGGAGAAGUGGCUGUCAACCUCUUGUGGAGACACCCGAGACGAAAAAUAAAACCUACACUAAGACUGUGGAGAGAAAAACUGAGAACGUAUAUAAUCCCUGGAAUAGUAAGAGACAGAGAUCUUCGGAAAUCUUAAGUCUUUCGGCUAUUGAUAAGGCGUUGAGAAAUUUAGAUUUAGAUUCGGACACUUCAAGCAUCGAAGUGUAUCAUCAACUAAAGGGUGACAGAUGGCAUAAUCACGAAAACGACGAAAAUAAGGAAAACGAUCAGACUAUAGAAAACGCUUUAAAUCUGCCCCCUGAAUUAACUACUACUAUAGAUUCAGAGUCUUUUACCACACCCAUUAAAUCAGCGGGACUAAAACUACGCCGUUUGAAUUUGAGUCUGAAGCCAUGCAGCCGUGAAGUGCAUACACUAACAGCAACAACUACCACAGAUGAAGAAGAUAAAGAUAAUGGUGAUGAGAAAACUCCUGUAAAUAAACCAUUUGCAUUGACUUGUUCCACACGUCACGAGGAAUGCAAUGCAGUGGCUUCAAUUUCGAGAUUAUCACCAACAACGUCUAACAAGGAAAGCGGCAAAUCAUUGGACAUUCGUGGCACAAGCUCGCCUAAAACUCGCCAAUACUCGCCAUCUGGCAGUGAUCGCUGUGAUGGCCUUAUCUCACGUUGCUCAAGUUCCUCCAGUGAGUUUAGCCAUCGUGAUGGACAAAGAUUACCCCUAAAGGUAACACAUACCAGCUUGUGCUGGGGUAGCACCAAGUUACGCACAGAUGUUAGGAAAUCGUUGCAGAUCAAGAAUAUUGCCCAGAAAAGACUCGUCAUACGUUUGGGCAUGCAGGGACCAGGCUAUCAAUUGGUGGGCAAUGAAUGCUCGACCAUUACAUUGCAGGCCAUGGAAUGUCGCAUGAUUACGCUUAACUUUUGUCCAACUGUUUGUGGAGCAGCUGUCGGAGCCCUCUUGUUGAUUGGAACUCAUGCAGAAUUGGCGAUUCCUUUGUUUGGCUAUGGUGGCAAUGCUUCCAUAUCCAUACAGGGUCUCCUUAAAGGGCCAGUUGGUUCCAGUUUUCUUACCAUAGGAGAUGUUAGUGAAUUUUCUUCGGGCGCUUUCCCCCUAAGGGCCACUUGCAGAUUCCUCAAUAAGGGUCCACUCACGGCAUUUGUUAGCAUCUCCGUGGAAUCUACAUUGCUGAUGAAACUGCGCCUAAGCGAUGCCUUCGUGGUUCGUCCCAGUGAGAUGAUUCUACCACCUCACACCGAAGGCAUAGUCGAAAUAGAAUAUCAUCCGAAUCGAGAGGAUAUAAAGAAUAUAUUGAAAAAGUCAUCUGGUCAACAGGUCUUGACUCUGGCCAACAUGCGAAUCUUUUGCGGUGAUGAACCCAAUCGACAACGUAUGCGAAAUCUUAUCCAAAAGAUGGACAGAAGACAGCGAGAUUCUUUAACUUCAACCAUGCUGGACAGCCUAUGGUCGCAUUUUCCUAAAGAGCAAAAUAUUGAAAAUUUAAGCCAACUUAACGAACCAACCGAGUUCAUCUUGGAUCUGGUCACUGUUGUUCGCAUAAUCGAUGUGGCCUUAACUCUAAAUCGAGAUUUUGAUGAGUCCGCGGAGUCGUCGCUAUUGUUUCCGCCCGAUGCAGAUGAAACGGUUUUAUUUCGUACCAUUUGUCCGGCUUUUAAUUCUCUCACAUCCACACAGAAUCCGGUCGACCAGGAGGCAGAUACUACCAAUAAUUGGAGUCUUGAUCCUUAAAGUUUUGCCUUUAAUACCAAAUUUUAUUUCUUUUACUUAUAA
Molecule: messenger RNA, 2741 nt
Organism: Drosophila willistoni
Lineage: Eukaryota; Metazoa; Arthropoda; Insecta; Diptera; Drosophilidae
Exons: 4
Coding region: 210-2699 (829 amino acids)
Source: RefSeq, a predicted model, not a curated record